Molecule: messenger RNA, 2194 nt
Organism: Colossoma macropomum (tambaqui)
Lineage: Eukaryota; Metazoa; Chordata; Actinopteri; Characiformes; Serrasalmidae
Product: E3 ubiquitin-protein ligase TRIM39-like
Exons: 8
Coding region: 154-1854 (566 amino acids)
Biological process (GO): protein ubiquitination
Molecular function (GO): ubiquitin-protein transferase activity; zinc ion binding; protein binding
Source: RefSeq, a predicted model, not a curated record
CUGAAUGAACCAGGAAGGUCACACUGAAUAACGACUGUCUUCUGCACAGUAAGAGCUGAUUUUAACUGCUGAAUAUUCAGAUAUUCAACUCUGAGACACUUUAAAAAGGGAAACAUCCAAAAAAAGGCUGAAAAAGGGAGGAAGAGGAAGGAAAUGGCAGAAUCUUCAUCAUCACAACCAAGAUACUUCAGAAGAAAGAUGGAUAAACCAGAGGGGUUUGCACAUGACUCCAGCAGUCUCCUGUCUGAAGAUCAGUUCCUGUGUUCUAUCUGUCUGGAUGUAUUAACCGAUCCAGUCUCCACUCCAUGUGGACACAACUUCUGUAAAACCUGCCUUACACUGUACUGGAACAACACUCAACACUGUCACUGUCCAUUCUGUAAAGAGAAAUUCACCAAGAGACCUGAACUGAAGAUCAAUACAACACUGAGAGAUGUUGUAGAUCACUUCAAGAAAGAAGGAGAUCUGGAUAAACCUGAGAUUCUUUGUGAUGCCUGCACUGGAGUGAAGCAGAAAGCCCUGAAAUCCUGCCUGGAUUGUCGUGCGACUUUUUGUAAAUUUCAUUUAGAGCCUCAUAAUAAUGUUCCAGUAUUUAAGGAACACAAGCUAAUACGCCCAAUGGAGAACCUGCAGGACUACAUAUGCCAGAAGCACAAGAGACCCCUGGAGCUGUUUUGUAGAGAUGACCAGACAUGUGUGUGUCUGUUCUGCACUGUUACAGACCACAAGACUCACCACACUGUUCCUAUAGAGGAGGAGAGUGGAGAGAAAAAGACACAGCUGGUGAAGACACAAACAGAGGUGCAGCAGAUGAUACAAGACAGACUGAAAAACAUAAAAGACAUCAAACAUUCAGUAGAGCUCAGAAAGAGAAACACAGAGAAAGAGAAAGCAGACAGCAUUGAACUCUUCACUGCUCUGAUCCGCUCCAUUGAGAGAAGCCUGGCUGAGCUGGUAAAGGUGAUGGAGGAGAAGCAGAAAGCAGCAGAGAAGCAGGCUGAAGACCUCAUUAAAGAGCUGGAGCAGGAAAUCACUGAGCUAAAGAGGAGAGACACUGAGCUGGAGCAGCUCUCCCACACUGAAGACCACCUCCACCUCCUACAGAUUUACCCAUCACUGUGCAGACCUCCACACACCAAGAACUGGACUGACAUCAGUAUUAACCCACAUUUGAGUGUAGAGACUGUGAGGAACGCUCUGUCUGAACUUCAGAAGAGUCUGGAUGAGACACUCAGUAAAACUCUUAAUGAGAAGAUCAGAGAAUCAGACUUCACAGAACUGAAGAGGAUUCAGCAGUAUGCAGUGGAUGUGACUCUGGAUGCCUAUACAGCUAAUCCACAUCUCAUCCUGUCUGAUGAUGGAAAGCGAGUGACGCAUGGAGACACAGAACAGAAUCUUCCUGACAACCCAAAGAGAUUUGACUAUUGUGCCUCUGUUUUGGGAAAGGAGGGAUUCUCCUCAGGGAGAUUUUACUAUGAGGUGCAGGUCAGAGGGAAGACUGAGUGGGAUUUAGGAGUGGCCAGAGAGUCCAUUAACAGGAAAAGGAUAAAUUUGCUCAACCCACAGAAUGGAUUCUGGGCUGUGACUCUUAGAAAUGGUAAUAAGUAUGAGGCUUGUGCUGGUCUCUCAGUCGCCCUCUCCCUGAGAGAGAGGCCCCAGAAGGUGGGGGUGUUUGUGGAUUAUAAGGAGGGUCUGGUUUGCUUUUAUGAUGUGGAGUCCAGAUCUCAUAUCUACUCUUUCACUGGUCAGUCUUUCACUGAGAAACUCUAUCCAUACUUGAGCCCCUGUUAUAAUGAUGGAGGUAAAAACUCAGCUCCGCUGAUCAUCUCACCCAUAUUUAAGACUAACAUCUAAACCAAUUGAAUAUUCUGUCAAAUGUAAAAAUGAAAAUGGAAACAUAACUUUAUGUAACUCACAUCAAAUGUAUGACAUCAGAGUAAUAAUCUGAAAUAUUCUUUCUCUAAAAUACUUCUAAAAAAUUUGGCCUAUCAAAAACUCUGAAAAAUAUAUUUUUUUCAUUAACAUAAAGUAAGACUGCAUUUCACUCUUUAGGUUCAGAGGUUUACUAAUGUAAAGUGUUAUUAUUAGUUAGAGAUCAGGGUGCUGUAGUUCUAGAGUCAAUCACUGUUAUCUGCAUGAGUCUCAACACUGUAUGUGCUGUAUAGUGAUUUGCUGAAAUAUACAAACUGGCUGA